UCUUUCCUUUGCGUCACUUCCGGUCCAGCCGAGCAGCUUUACUAAAUGGUUCGGGUACUCACGGAGGAAGAGGUUUCAUCAGUUUCUCUGACUCUGUUCCCGCUGCCUUCGCUCCCCCACGCCACCGCAACCUCGGAGCCGCCGGCGCCUCUUGCCUCCCAUCCCGCCAGCCAGAUCCUUCAGGCUCCUUAAACAUCUCAGCUUGAAGUUCCUCUGGGUGCCCUGCGCCCCUGUCCUUCCAAGGCCCCCUCUAGCUCUCUGCUCAGUCCCCCGGAAGCCCGGGAGCCAACUGUGUGGAUGGUGGUAACGACCUCACUUUUCUGUUGGGAUUGACUGACUAAAGGUCCAGUGACUGCCUAGAUCUGACUGUUAAGGGGAUGGAAAGGUGGUCUGGGCUGUGACUGACCAGGUAGGAACUUUCCCACAAGUCAGACAUGGAUUGACCAGCUUCAGGGCAGCUGUGGCACCUUCUGACCGUCCCGCCAGAGUGGUGGAACUUGUCCAUCAGACUGACUGACCAAUGACGGACUGCUCUGGACUGGCUCACCAAGACUGAUUAGCUCAGGUCUACGCAGAUUUGGGGGAUCCAACUAGGGUGAAGGGUUUGAACUGACAGAUCUCUUUGCUUUAUGGUGACUGACCUCCUGUCUCCACUACCUGUACAACCAGCUCCACUGACCUCCUGUCUCCACUACCUGUACAGCCAUGGAGAAAAUGUCCCGUGUGACCACCGCCCUGAGUAGCAGUGCACUAACAGGCCAUACUAUGCACUGCCACCUGGACGCUCCAGCCAAUGCCAUCAGUGUGUGUCGCGAUGCUGCCCAAGUGGUUGUGGCAGGCCGUAGCAUCUUCAAGAUCUACGCCAUUGAGGAGGAGCAGUUUGUGGAGAAGCUGAACCUGCGUGUGGGUCGCAAGCCUUCGCUCAACCUGAGCUGUGCUGAUGUUGUCUGGCACCAGAUGGAUGAGAACCUGCUGGCCACAGCAGCCACCAAUGGGGUGGUGGUCACGUGGAACCUGGGCCGUCCAUCCCGUAACAAGCAGGACCAGCUGUUCACAGAGCAUAAGCGCACGGUGAAUAAAGUCUGCUUCCACCCCUCUGAGGCCCACGUGCUGCUCAGUGGCUCCCAGGAUGGCUUCAUGAAGUGCUUCGACCUCCGCAAGAAGGACUCUGUUAGCACCUUCUCAGGCCAGUCUGAGAGCGUGCGGGACGUCCAGUUCAGCAUCCGGGACUACUUCACUUUCGCCUCCACCUUUGAGAAUGGCAACGUGCAGCUCUGGGACAUUCGGCGGCCUGACCGUUGUGAGAGGAUGUUCACAGCCCACAAUGGGCCUGUCUUCUGCUGUGACUGGCACCCCGAGGACAGGGGCUGGCUGGCCACAGGUGGGCGUGACAAGAUGGUGAAGGUCUGGGACAUGACCACCCAACGUGCCAAGGAGGUGCACUGCGUGCAGACCAUCGCCUCAGUGGCCAGAGUUAAGUGGCGGCCCGAGUGCCGCCACCACCUGGCCACAUGCUCCAUGAUGGUGGACCACAACAUCUACGUGUGGGACGUGCGCAGGCCCUUUGUGCCAGCAGCCAUGUUCGAGGAGCACCGCGAUGUCACAACUGGCAUCGCCUGGCGCCAUCCGCAUGACCCCUCCUUCCUGCUCUCUGGCUCCAAGGACAGCACACUGUGCCAGCACCUGUUCCGUGACGCUAGCCAGCCUGUAGAGCGUGCCAAUCCCGAGGGCCUGUGCUAUGGCCUCUUCGGGGACCUGGCCUUCGCGGCUAAGGAGAGCCUAGUGGCCGCUGAGUCAGGGCGCAAGCCCUGUGCUGGUGACCGGCGCCACCCCAUUUUCUUCAAGCGCAAGCUGGACCCUGCGGAGCCCUUCGCAGGUCUCGCCUCCAGUGCCCUCAGCGUCUUUGAGAUGGAGCCUGGCAGUGGCAGCAUGAGCUGGUUUGUGGACACUGCUGAGCGAUACGCCCUGGCUGGCCGGCCACUGGCUGAGCUCUGUGACCACAAUUCCAAAGUGGCUCGGGAGCUUGGCCGAAACCAGGUGGCACAGACUUGGACCAUGCUACGGAUCAUCUACUGUAGCCCUGGCCUGGUGCCCACUGCCAAUCUCAAUCACAGCGUGGGCAAGGGCAGUUCCUGCGGCCUGCCACUCAUGAACAGUUUCAACCUGAAGGAUAUGGCCCAAGGACUGGGCAGUGAGACCCGGCUGGACCGCAGCAAAGGUGACACACGGAGCGACACGGUGCUGCUCGACUCUUCGGCUACACUCAUCACCAAUGAGGAUAACGAGGAGACGGAGGGUAGUGAUGUGCCUGCUGACUACCUGCUGGGCGAUGUAGAGGGCGAGGAAGACGAGUUAUACCUGCUGGAUCCAGAUCACGCCCACACUGAGGAGCCCGAGUACGUGCUGCCCCAGGAGGCCUUCCCGCUGCGCCAUGAGAUUGUGGACACGCCACCAGGCCCGGAGAACCUACAGGACAAGGCAGACUCGCCACAUGUGAGCGGCAGCGAGGCAGAUGUGGCCUCCCUGGCGCCCAUGGACUCCUCCUUCUCGCUGGUCUCUGUUUCACACGCACUCUACGACAGCCGCCUGCCACCCGACUUCUUCAGCGCCCUAGUGUGCGACAUGCUACGCUUUUAUGCUGAGCAGGGCGAUGUGCAGAUGGCUGUGUCCGUACUCAUCGUGCUGGGGGAACGUGUGCGCAAGGACAUAGAUGAGCAGACGCAGGAGCACUGGUACGCGUCCUACAUCGACCUGCUGCAGCGCUUCUGCCUCUGGAACGUGUCCAACCAGGUGGUCAAGCUCAGCACCAGCCGCGCCAUCAGCUGCCUCAACCAGGCCUCCACCACCCUGCACGUCAACUGCAGCCACUGCAAGCGGCCCAUGAGCAGCCGGGGAUGGGUCUGCGACAGGUGCCACCGCUGCGCCAGCAUGUGCGCAGUCUGCCACCACGUGGUCAAGGGCUUGUUCGUGUGGUGCCAGGGCUGCAGCCACGGGGGCCACCUGCAGCACAUCAUGAAGUGGCUGGAGGGCAGCUCCCACUGUCCUGCUGGCUGCGGCCACCUGUGCGAGUACUCCUGAUGUGGUCCGGGGAGGGAGGAGACGAGCCUGGGCAGGCUUGUGAACCAAAUAAAGGAAACGGAACCACGG
Messenger RNA from Pipistrellus kuhlii (Kuhl's pipistrelle), 3147 nucleotides. RefSeq names its product WD repeat domain 24 (gene WDR24). Bases 706 to 3078 code for a protein of 790 amino acids. The transcript is spliced from 8 exons. Lineage: Eukaryota; Metazoa; Chordata; Mammalia; Chiroptera; Vespertilionidae. Gene Ontology annotation, biological process: positive regulation of TOR signaling. The record is from RefSeq and is a predicted model, not a curated record. Gene Ontology annotation, molecular function: protein binding.